Hermetia illucens (black soldier fly) is the source of this 1133-nucleotide messenger RNA. RefSeq names its product 2-methoxy-6-polyprenyl-1,4-benzoquinol methylase, mitochondrial (gene Coq5). The transcript is spliced from 4 exons. Gene Ontology annotation, molecular function: methyltransferase activity. Lineage: Eukaryota; Metazoa; Arthropoda; Insecta; Diptera; Stratiomyidae. The record is from RefSeq and is a predicted model, not a curated record. Bases 154 to 1071 code for a protein of 305 amino acids. Gene Ontology annotation, biological process: ubiquinone biosynthetic process.
UAGUAAAGCUCAAACGUAAACAAAGCAUUACCAGCUGACUGGCAACGAGAACAGCUGACUUCACCCAUUCACAAUUAUCCCCAAAGUCAUCGUGGUUUUCACGUCAAGCAAAAGGGGUUUUGUGAAACAUUGUUUUAUAGGAGUGGCAGCAAAAUGUCUCUCAGGUCUGUUGGUCUGAUAAGGCCAACCUUUCAAGCGGUCCAUUGCACACUUAGAAAGUGGAAAGUACAGGAUGCAACCAUACGACUAUUAUCAACGGAACAGGCAAGGAAUCCUGAAGGCAAAGAAGGUGAAACCCAUUUUGGGUUUAAAACAGUCAAAGAGAGUGAAAAAGGACACAAAGUGCACAAAGUUUUCGAAGAAGUGGCUAAAUCUUACGACUUGAUGAAUGAUAUAAUAUCCCUGGGUAUUCACAGAUUAUGGAAGGAUAUUUUCAUGGAAAGAUUAAGUCCACCGAGAGGCACAAAACUCCUUGAUAUGGCAGGCGGCACUGGAGACAUAGCAUUUCGCUUUUUGAAGUACCUAAAAAAUUUACCAGACUCACCAGAUGGUGGGAAAAAAAGUCACGUGACAGUUGCUGACAUCAAUCAGAAUAUGCUGGAUGUGGGUAUGGCAAGAGCUGAACGGCUUGGCUACAAGGACGUCAGUCCGAAUGGUGACACCAUAGAAUGGGUUUGUGCUGAUGCAGAGAAGUUACCGUUUGAAAGUAACACAUUCAGCGCUUAUACAAUUGCUUUUGGUGCUCGAAACUGUACCCAUAUUGAUCGAAUUCUUGCCGAGGCGUACCGAGUUCUGCAGCCAGGAGGGAGGUUCCUAUGCUUAGAAUUUAGUCACCUUACAAAUGAAGUUUUGCAAAAGGCUUACGAUCAAUACUCAUUUCAAGUAAUUCCACCAAUGGGACAAAUUUUGGCUGGGAAUUGGGACGCUUAUCAAUAUUUAGUGGAAAGUAUUCGAAGAUUUCCGAAUCAAGAAGAAUACAAGAAAAUGAUCGAAGAUCAAGGAUUUCGGUUUGUUAGUUAUGAAAAUUUAACUUUCGGAAUUGUGAGUAUUCACUCAGGUUUUAAAUUUUGAUAAAAUGUGAGAUGAAAUUGAAUAUAUGUAGUUUGUUAUUAAAGUUUGUAUAUUCAUUUGAA